AUGAUUGUGUUGGGGUUAUUUGUCUGAAUAGUGGAACUUGUGUUGAUAAAAUUCAGGACUACACUUGUGAAUGCAUCCAUGGCUUUACUGGAAAACACUGUGAAACAAACAUCAAUGACUGUGAGGAGAACCUGUGCCAGAAUGGAGCCUGUGUAGAUGAGGUCGCCACCUACUCCUGCAACUGUAGCCUUGGCUUUGAGGGUAUUCACUGUGAAACUAAUACUGAUGACUGUGUUGGAGUCACAUGUGCUAAUGACGGUAAAUGUAUUGAUGAGAUAGCUGCUUACCACUGUCAGUGUGCUUCUGGAUGGAUGGGAGCCCACUGUGAGGAUGAUAUUAAUGAGUGUUCUGAUGCUAAUGGAGGUUGUAAUCAGAACUGUGUUAAUACCGAUGGUGCCUACCACUGUACCUGUGACAGUGGGUAUAGACUGGCUGUCAAUGGGAAGGAUUGUAAUGAUGUUGACGAGUGUUUUGAGAACCUCCAUGAUUGCUCCCAAAACUGCCACAACACUGUGGGUGGAUUCACUUGUUCUUGUAAACCAGGAUACACCAUAAUGCUUGAUGGAAAGACUUGCCAGGAUGAUGAUGAAUGCAGUGAGAACAAUGGCGGAUGUGCUCAUACUUGUGAGAACCUGGAUGGAAGCUACCUCUGUCACUGUAACCAUGGUUACUCUCUGAAUGCUGAUAAGCAUAAGUGUGAUGACAAUGAUGAAUGCGCAGACAACAAUGGUGGAUGUUCACAGAUAUGUAUCAACACCCCAGGAACAUACCACUGUGAAUGUGAGGAAGGUUACAGGAUGGGUGAUGACAUGAAAUCUUGUUCAGAUAUUGAUGAAUGUGAUGAAAACUUGGAUGGCUGUGAUCAGAUCUGCACAAACACACUAGGUAGCUUCAGCUGUGACUGUGAGGAGGGUUACCUCAUCAAUGAUGAUGGCAAGACUUGUACUGAUGUGGAUGAGUGUGCUGUUAACAAUGGAGAUUGUGAGCAGAUUUGUAUCAACCAGCCGGGGAAUCACAUUUGUGCAUGCAAAGAUGGGUACAUGUUGAAUGCCGAAGACCAGAAGUCUUGUGAUGAUAUCAAUGAAUGUGAUACAAACAACGGUGGUUGCCAACAUAUAUGUAAUAAUGAAGAUGGAGGAUACACCUGUGAAUGUAAACCUGGAUACACACUGAUGGAUGAUGGGAAAAUGUGUGAAGAUAAUGACGAGUGUGAAGACCAAAAUGGUGGCUGUGCUCAGACCUGUGUUAAUCUGCCAGGAAGCUAUGAGUGUCAGUGCUCUGGAGGCUAUAUGCUUGGAGAAGACCUGCAUUCCUGUCAUGAUAUUGAUGAAUGCAAAACUAAUAACGGUGGCUGUGAACACAUCUGUAUAAACCAGCAAGGAACUUAUGAGUGCAAGUGUUCUAAAGGAUACAUGCUUAAACCAGACAAGCAUGGAUGCACUGAUAUCAAUGAAUGUGAAACAAACAAUGGUGGCUGCCAUCAGAACUGUGAUAAUGAAAUUGGCGGGUACAGUUGUUCAUGCAUUCUUGGAUUCACUCUCAUGGAUGAUGGCAAAAAGUGUGAAGAUGUAAAUGAAUGUCUUGUCAACAAUGGAGGCUGUGAUCACUUCUGUACGAACACAUACGGUGGACACUAUUGCACUUGCCGUGAUGGGUAUAAAUUGAUGGACGAUGGCAAGACAUGUAAAGACAUUGAUGAAUGCUUAGACAAUAAUGGUGGUUGUGAACAAGGCUGUGUGAAUACAGAACCCAGCUACUACUGCUCUUGUGGUGACGGAUUCAUUUUGGGAGAAGAUGGAAUAUCAUGUCAAGAUAUCAAUGAGUGUCUUGUUGACAAUGGAGGAUGUCAUCACUACUGUCACAAUGACGCUGGAAGUUACCAUUGCUCUUGUAAACCUGGAUACACUCUUAUGGCUGAUGGAAAAACUUGCCAAGAUAAUAAUGAGUGUGAAGACCAGUCAAACAACUGCAAACACAUAUGCGUGAAUACGCCAGGCUCAUUCGUGUGCGCAUGCAGGAAGGGCUUUAAACUCAAUGAAGAUGGAUAUUCAUGUGAUGAUAUUAAUGAAUGUGAAGUAAACGAUGGAAACUGUGAACACAUUUGUGUCAAUGAUGUUGGGUCAUACCACUGUCUGUGUCAUGAUGGCUACAUGUUGGAUGAGGAUGGACAUAGUUGCAAAGAUGUGAAUGAAUGCCUUGACAACAAUGGAGGUUGUAACCAGAUAUGUGUGAAUGAACCUGGAUCCUACAGAUGCGAGUGUAAAUUAGGAUAUAAAAUGACAGCAGAUAUGAAGACUUGCAAAGAUGUGGAUGAAUGCCUUGACAACAAUGGAGGCUGUAACCAGAUAUGUGUGAACGAACCUGGAUCCUACAGAUGCGAGUGUAAAUUAGGAUAUAAAAUGACAGCAGAUAUGAAGACUUGUAAAGAUGUGGAUGAAUGCCUUGACAACAAUGGGGGCUGUAACCAGAUAUGUGUGAAUGAACCUGGAUCCUACAGAUGCGAGUGUAAAUUAGGAUAUGAAAUGACAGCAGAUAUGAAGACUUGUAAAGACAAAGAUGAAUGUCUUGAGAACAAUGGUGGCUGUAAUCAGAUAUGUGUGAACAAAGCUGGCUCAUAUGAAUGCCAGUGCAAGACAGGUUACAAGAUGAAACCAGAUAUGAAGACAUGUGAAGAUGUGGAUGAAUGCCUUGACAACAAUGGAGGCUGUAACCAGAUAUGUGUGAAUGAACCUGGAUCCUACAGAUGCCAGUGUAAAUUAGGAUAUAAAAUGACAGCAGAUAUGAAGACUUGUGAAGACAUAAAUGAGUGUGAUGACAACAAUGGUGGUUGCAAUCAGAUAUGUGAGAACAGUGUUGGCUCCUAUGAUUGUAAAUGCAAGGACGGAUACAGAAUGACAAGUGACAUGAAAACUUGUAAAGACAAAGAUGAAUGUCUUGACAACAAUGGUGGCUGUAAUCAGAUAUGUGUGAACAAAGUUGGUUCCUAUGAAUGCCAGUGCAAGGCAGGUUACAAGAUGAAACCAGAUAUGAAGACAUGUGAAGAUAUCAAUGAGUGCGACACGAACAAUGGUGACUGCCAACAGAUAUGUAAUAACGAAGAUGGCUCACAUUGGUGUUCAUGUAAACCUGGAUUCACACUCAUGGCUGAUGGAAAAAUGUGCGAAAAUAUUGAUGACUGUGCUGGUGUCACAUGCCAUAAUGGAGGGUCAUGUAAGGAUGAAGUGAUGGGAUAUCAUUGUCUCUGUGUCCUUGGAUUUGUUGGAAUACACUGUGAGACGAAUUUCGAUGAUUGUGCCGUAAAACCAUGUCAAAAUGAUGGGACAUGCAAUGAUGGUGUGAAUUCAUACACCUGUACCUGUACAUCUGGAUUUAAAGGAGAUGACUGUGAAAAAGAUAUUGAUGAGUGUGCAGUUGACAAUGGAGGCUGUGCACACAAUUGUAUCAAUGAGAUUGGUUCAUACCACUGUACUUGUAAUACUGGCUUCAUGUUGGAAGAUGAUGGCAAAGGAUGCAAAGACAAAGAUGAAUGUCUUGACAACAAUGGUGGCUGUAAUCAGAUAUGUGUGAACAAAGCUGGCUCAUAUGAAUGCCAGUGCAAGACAGGUUACAAGAUGAAACCAGAUAUGAAGACAUGUGAAGAUGUGGAUGAAUGCCUUGAUAACAAUGGAGGCUGUAACCAGAUAUGUGUGAAUGAACCUGGAUCCUACAAAUGCCAGUGUAAAUUAGGAUAUAAAAUGACAGCAGAUAUGAAGACUUGUGAAGACAUAAAUGAGUGUGAUGACAACAAUGGUGGUUGUAAUCAGAUAUGUGAGAACAGUGUUGGCUCCUAUGAUUGUAAAUGCAAGGACGGAUACAGAAUGACAAAUGACAUGAAAACUUGUGAAGAUAUCAACGAGUGUGAUACAAAUAAUGGUGACUGUGAACAGAACUGUAACAAUGAAGACGGAGGAUACUAUUGUUCAUGUAUUCCUGGAUUCACUCUCAUGGCUGAUGGCAAAAUGUGUGAAAAUGAUGAUGAUUGUAUUGGUGUCAUCUGCAAGAAUGGAGGUACUUGCAUAGAUAAAGUGUUGGGUUUCAAAUGUGCCUGUGUCCUUGGGUUUAUUGGAGAAUACUGUGGAACAAAUGUCAAUGACUGCGCAGGAGGACCGUGUGAAAAUGAAGGGACAUGCAUUGAUGGUGUGAAUUCCUACACCUGUACCUGUGCAUCAGGUUACGAAGGAGAUAACUGUGAAAAAGAUAUUGAUGAGUGUGCAGUUGACAAUGGAGGUUGUGCACACAAUUGUACCAAUGAAGAUGGUUCAUACUACUGUACUUGUAAAUCUGGCUUCAUGUUGGAAGAUGAUGGCAAAGGAUGCAAAGACAUAGAUGAAUGUCUAAAGGACAAUGGUGGUUGUAAUCAGAUAUGCGUGAACAAAGCUGGCUCAUAUGAAUGCCAGUGUACAAAAGGAUACAAAAUGAAACCAGAUAUGAAGACAUGUGAAGAUGUGGAUGAAUGUCUUGACAACAACGGUGGCUGUAACCAAAUAUGUGAGAAUGAACCUGGAUCCUACAGAUGCGAAUGUAAAGCGGGAUACAAAAUGACAGCAGAUAUGAAGACUUGUGAAGACAUAAAUGAGUGCGACGACAACAAUGGUGGUUGCAAUCAGAUAUGUGAGAACAGUCCUGGCUCCUAUGAUUGUAAAUGCAAGGAUGGAUACAGAAUGACAAGUGACAUGAAAACUUGUGAAGAUAUCAAUGAGUGUGAUACAAAUAAUGGUGACUGUGAACAGAACUGUAACAAUGAAGAUGGAGGAUACAAUUGUUCAUGUAUUCCUGGAUUCACUCUCAUGGCUGACGGCAAAAUGUGUGAAAAUGAUGAUGACUGUCUUGGUGUCACAUGUCAAAAUGGAGGCACAUGUGAGGACAAAGUGUUGGGUUUCCAUUGUAAUUGUGUCCUUGGAUUUACUGGAAUAAACUGUGAAACAGAUAUUGAUAACUGUGUGGAUAAUCCAUGUCAAAAUGGAGGAACGUGCAUUGAUGGUGUGAAUUCCUACACCUGUACCUGUGCAUCAGGAUUUAAAGGAGAUGACUGUGAAAAAGAUAUUGAUGAGUGUGCAGUUGACAAUGGAGGCUGUGCACACAAUUGUAUCAAUGAGAUUGGUUCAUACCACUGUACUUGUAAUACUGGCUUCAUGUUGGAAGAUGAUGGCAAAGGAUGCAAAGACAAAGAUGAAUGUCUUGACAACAAUGGUGGCUGUAAUCAGAUAUGUGUGAACAAAGUAGGCUCAUAUGAAUGCCAGUGCAAGACGGGUUACAAGAUGAAACCAGAUCAGAAAACAUGUGAAGAUGUGAAUGAAUGCCUUGACCAGAAUGGAGGCUGUAAUCAAAAGUGCCUGAACAAUGACGGCAGCUAUGAAUGCCAAUGUGAAGCAGGAUACAGAAUGACAGCAGAUAUGAAGACCUGUGAAGACAUAAAUGAGUGUGAUGACAACAAUGGUGGUUGUAAUCAGAUAUGUGAGAACAAUCCUGGCUCCUAUGAUUGUAAAUGCAACGAAGGAUAUAGAAUGACAAGUGACAUGAAAACUUGUAAAGAUAUUGAUGAGUGUGCAGUUGACAAUGGAGGCUGUGCACACAAUUGUAGCAAUGAGAUUGGUUCAUACUACUGUACUUGUAAUUCUGGCUUCAUGUUGGAAGAUGAUAGCAAAGGAUGCAAAGAUAUCAAUGAGUGUGAUACAAAUAAUGGUGACUGUGAACAGAACUGUAACAAUGAAGAUGGAGGAUACAAUUGUUCAUGUAUUCCUGGAUUCACUCUCAUGGCUGACGGCAAAAUGUGUGAAAAUGAUGAUGACUGUCUUGGUGUCACGUGUCAAAAUGGAGGCACAUGUGAGGACAAAGUGUUGGGUUUCCAUUGUAAUUGUGUCCUUGGGUUUACUGGAAUAAACUGUGAAACAGAUAUUGAUAACUGUGUGGAUAAUCCAUGUCAAAAUGGAGGAACGUGCAUUGAUGGUGUGAAUUCCUACACCUGUACCUGUGCAUCAGGAUUUAAAGGAGAUGACUGUGAAAAAGAUAUUGAUGAGUGUGCAGUUGACAAUGGAGGCUGUGCACACAAUUGUAUCAAUGAGAUUGGUUCAUACCGCUGUACUUGUAAUACUGGCUUCAUGUUGGAAGAUGAUGGCAAAGGAUGCAAAGACAUAGAUGAAUGUCUAAAGGACAAUGGUGGCUGUAAUCAGAUAUGUGUGAACAAAGUUGGCUCAUAUGAAUGCCAGUGCAAGACAGGUUACAAGAUGAAACCAGAUCAGAAAACAUGUGAAGAUGUGAAUGAAUGCCUUGACCAGAAUGGAGGCUGUAAUCAAAAGUGCCUGAACAAUGACGGCAGCUAUGAAUGCCAAUGUGAAGCAGGAUACAGAAUGACAGCAGAUAUGAAGACCUGUGAAGACAUAAAUGAGUGUGAUGACAACAAUGGUGGUUGUAAUCAGAUAUGUGAGAACAAUCCUGGCUCCUAUGAUUGUAAAUGCAACAAAGGAUACAGAAUGACAGAAGACAUGAAAACUUGUAAAGAUAUUGAUGAGUGUGCAGUUGACAAUGGAGGCUGUGCACACAAUUGUAGCAAUGAGAUUGGUUCAUACUACUGUACUUGUAAUUCUGGCUUCAUGUUGGAAGAUGAUGGCAAAGGAUGCAAAGACAUAGAUGAAUGUCUUGAAAACAAUGGUGGUUGUAAUCAGAUAUGUCUGAACAAAGCUGGCUCAUAUGAAUGCCAGUGUACAAAAGGAUACAAAAUGAAACCAGAUAUGAAAACAUGUGAAGACGUGGAUGAAUGCCUUGAUCGGAAUGGUGGCUGUAAUCAAAUAUGCUUAAACAAAAAUGGCAGCUAUGAAUGCCAGUGUGAAGCAGGACACAGAAUGACAGCAGACAUGAAGACUUGUGAAGACAUUGAUGAGUGUGCAGUUGACAAUGGAGGCUGUGCACACAAUUGUAUCAAUGAGAUUGGUUCAUACCAAUGUACUUGUAAAUUUGGCUUCAUGUUGGAAGAUGAUGGCAAAGGGUGCAAAGACAUAAAUGAAUGUCUUGACAACAAUGGUGGUUGUAAUCAGAUAUGUGUGAACCAAAAUGGCUCAUAUGAAUGCCAGUGCGAGGUUGGAUACAAAAUGAUACCAGAUAUGAAGACAUGUGAAGAUGUGGACGAGUGCCUUGAAAAUAAUGGAGGUUGUCAGCAUGAUUGCAUAAACCUACCUGGCAGCUAUGAAUGCAAGUGUAAAGUUGGAUACAAAAUGAAACCAGAUCAGAAAAAUUGUGAAGACAUAGAUGAGUGUUUUGACAAAAAUGGCGGUUGUAAUCAGAUUUGUGUGAACCUAAUUGGUUCCUAUGAAUGUCAAUGCAAUAACGGUUUCAAGAUGGCUGCAGACAUGAAAACUUGUGAAGAUAUUAAUGAGUGUGGGGACAACACAGAUGGCUGUGAGCAUGAUUGUGACAACACAGUAGGUUCCUAUGUCUGUAGCUGCCGCGCAGGAUACAUGUUGAAGGAGGAUCAACAUGGCUGUCAAGAUAUUAAUGAAUGUGAUGUUAACAAUGGUGGCUGUGCUCAUUAUUGCGAGAAUUUCCCUGGGUCCUACAAGUGCAAGUGUAAAUCUGGCUACAUGCUGAAGGAUGAUGGACAUGGCUGCAAAGAUGUUGACGAAUGCUUGGACAAUAAUGGAGGUUGUGAACAGAUUUGUAACAACACGAUAGGAAGUUAUAAGUGCAGUUGCACAUCUGGGUUUGUUCUCAACAUGGAUGGCAAGACCUGUGACGAUAUCAACGAGUGUUUGAUGUACAAUGGAGGCUGUGCUCAAAAAUGCAUCAAUGAGAUAGGCUCUUUCAAAUGCAGCUGUAAAGAUGGAUACAUGCUGGCAGAUGAUGGCCGUGGAUGUAAUGACAUAAAUGAGUGUGAUAACAAUAAUGGAGGCUGUGCCUUUGAAUGUGAAAACCUACCUGGGUCAUACAAAUGUUUAUGUGACUAUGGAUUCAUGUUAACAGAUGAUGGUCAUAAUUGCAUAGAUAUUGAUGAGUGCAGUGUGAACAAUGGAGGCUGUGGCCAAAAUUGUACAAAUCUGCAAGGUUCCUACCAGUGCAGCUGCGAGAAAGGAUAUGAGCUCAUGAUAGACAUGCAUGGAUGUAAAGACAUAAAUGAAUGUGAAACUGACAAUGGUGGUUGCGAUCACGUCUGCACCAACACAGAUGGUUCCUACACUUGUUCCUGCUUCCAAGGUUAUCUUCUAAAUGCUGACAAACACACAUGUAAUGACAUUCCUGAAUGUGAUGUUAAUAAUGGGGGAUGCGCACAUAUUUGUGUAGAGAUCCCUGGAUCUUAUGAAUGUCAGUGCAAUGAUGGAUUUAUGUUGAUGGAUGACAAGCAUGGUUGUGAGGAUAUUAAUGAAUGUAAACAUAACAAUGGUGGCUGUGACCAUGAGUGUGUCAACACAGAAGGUAGCUAUUAUUGCACAUGUAAUGAUGGUUACAUGGUGGACCCUAAUGACAAACAUAAGUGCAUAGAUAUUCCUGAAUGCCAGACCAAUAAUGGUGGCUGUGCACACAUCUGCGUGGAGAAAGUUGGAUCUUACGAAUGUCAGUGCCAUGCUGGUUAUAUGUUGCUGGAUGAUGGGCACGGGUGUAGAGACAUAGACGAGUGUGCAGAAGGCACAGAUGGAUGUGAACAUUACUGUCAUAACACAGAAGGGUCGUACACCUGUAGCUGCAAAGAUGGAUACAAGCUGAAGGAUGAUGGACAUUCUUGUGAAGAAAUUGUGCCCAUCUGUCACUGCCCUGACCAUACAGGAGAGGCCGGCUGGCAGGCGGUCAGCUCGCUGGACCUUGAUGCUGGAUGUAUGACAUAUAGGGAGAAUGAACCAAUGCGUCGCAGUAAGGCUGUAAAGUUUGCCAAAAACUUAGAUGGAAGUGGUUCUCUCCCUCAGCCAUCCUUGGUGUCAUUUAGUUCGCUGAAGGAUCUGGCUGUUAUUGAGAAGUGGCUCCAAGGUGUAGAUUACAUACCCAACCCACCACGCUUUACAACAUGCAAAUCAUUCUGGACUUGUGGGUCAGUGAAGAUGGUCAACAGUUCAGAGAUUCACAUUGUUUGGGAUUGUAACGGAGGUGAUGAUGUUUUCGUUAUUGACCGUGACAGUCCUUUGGUCAAGGGUUGUGUAAAAGAGGGCUACUGUGUAUUCUUAGACUAUUAUGGAAGUGAAGAUCCUAUUGAUCCUGACACUAGCACCCAUAAGGUUUCUCUUCGUUUUGGUAGCUGUUGGACCAAGAAGCUUCCUCUUGCCAUGAAGACAUGUCUAGGAGACUUUAGACCUUGUGACAAUAACAAUGGCGGCUGUGAACACAUCUGCGAGAUGUCACCAGAGCGCACAUGUAGUUGCCAUGAUGGCUACGUCCUGAACAGUGAUGGCUACUCUUGUGAUCCACUGCCACCAACCACCCUACCUCCAACCACCGAAGAGCCAACCACACCACCUCCCCCUAGUAACUGCUCCUGUGCUGACCCAACUGGAAAAGGACACUGGUCUCCAGUGUUGACCUCUUAUCAAGCAGGAGGCUGUCUUUCACUACAACCCACCAAUUUUGACGCAGCCAGUGCCGAGAAGUACUGCAGGUAUCUUGAUGGGGAAGACUCCAUGAAACUCCAUCUUGUGAGAUUCUAUACCAAAACUGACUGGGAUAAUAUUGAGAAAUGGUUGCAGAGCUUUGGUUUCACAGAAUCUAGGAUAUACUGGACUGGAGGCAAAGUUAAAUAUAUAUGUGGUAGCAAAAUCAUGAUACAGUGGAACUCUGAUGGCUAUAAAGAUAUCCUGUGGAUUGAUCGCCAGGAUCCAAACAACCCAUUCAAGGUGCAGGGCAGUGCCAAAGUGAACUACUGCGUCCAGCUACACUAUAAGGGAAGUACAGAACCCAUAGACCCCAACAGCCAGUCUCACAAGAUAGUCCUGCAGUUUGCUACCUGCAAGGCCAACAAGAUGCCAUUGUGCCAGAAGAAUUGUGAUGGAGCCUUGAGCAGCACACCAUGUGUUUGUAGGGCAGCUGCAAACAUGGACUACACCACCUAUGAUCAGAGCAACAUCCACUUUGAUGGCACCUGCAGAUACCUGCUGUCUGGGUACUGCCCUGCAGGCGAUCCCAGCCUUCCAGGAUUCAAAGUAGAUAUUGAUCACAAAGAUGGAAGUUCCACUGCUCGCUUCGUGGAUGUGACCAUUGACAGUCACGUUGUUAGGCUUGGACCAGGGCUUGCCAUUCAGCUGAAUGGAGAAAGCAUUUGCGCACCGAUGAACAUUGGAAAUAAGAUACGCAUUGGCAUGCUUCCAAAUUACAACACCUAUGUGGCAACCAACUUUGGGCUGCGAGUUACUUUUGACAAUAACCAUGUUACAGUCCGAGCUCCUAGCAGCUACAAGGAUGAGAUGUGUGGAAUAUGUGGCAGUUGUAAUGACAACGCUAUUGAUGACUACACAACUGCUAGUGGUCAAGAUGUUUCCUCCCUUGAUCCAGAAGAGCGUGACAAUGAGAUUGGUAUCAGUUACCAAAUUGAAGGUGGAAGCCAAGAGUGUACUAAUGGAACAACAAAUGUUGACACACCUUGCUCUGUGGAUGACUUGGUGAAAGCAAACAGCAUCAAUUUCUGUGGCCUAUUGAACAGUCCUGAUGGAGCAUUUGCAGAAUGUAUAGCAUCAGGCAGAGUCCAGUCCACACAGGAUAGGUUGGAUUCUUGUGUGAGAGAUGUGUGUUCUCUUAGUGUGAAGUCAUGGAAGAAAGCAAAGGAAUCGGCUUGCAGUGUUCUUGAAGAGUUUGCCACUGAGUGUAGACAAGCUGGAGUCGGUACAGGAGAUUGGAGAGCUGCCUCUGGCUGCUUAAUGGAGUGUGGCGAGCAUAGCCACUACCUGCCAGUAGGGUCAGCCUGCCCGGCCACCUGUUCAGACUUGUACGCAGCAGAGAAGUGUACGGAGCCACCAGUGGAGGGAUGUUUCUGUGACCCAGGCUAUGUGUUCAGUGACUCCCAGUGUGUGCCAAAGGAAGAGUGUGGCUGUCUGAACAUGGGAAGAUACCAUGAGAUUGGAGAAGUUUGGCUAAGCUAUGACUGUUCAAAGAUAUACGAGUGUAACUCCACUGGAAACAUUGUGACCACUUACAAGAACUGCAGUCAGUACGCCAGCUGCAAGAAGAUAGAAGGAGAGCGCCACUGUAUCUGCAGACCACCUUAUGUUGGAGAUGGAUAUACAUGUGAAGUUGAAGAUGUCUGUGCUGGUAAGGUAUGUAAUAAUGGUGGACAGUGUAAGGAAAAGGACGGAAUAGCUGUCUGUGUCUGCCCAAGAGGCUUCACGGGACUCUCAUGCGAGCAGAAUAUUGAUGAGUGUGUCGGAGUUGUAUGCUAUAAUGGCGGAAGAUGCAUUGAUAAAGUGAAUGACUAUUAUUGCAAGUGUGCAUCAGGAUACAGUGGUAGACACUGUGAGAUAUCUACUGUGUCCUCUGAUGCUCCCUGCCAAUGCCACGUCUUCGGAGAUCCCCAUAUUACAAGUCACGACGGCCAAACCAUUCAUUUCCAUGGCACAUGUACAUAUAUGCUGUCCAGCUUCAGGCCUUGGGAAGGAUGUGAGCCAGUAUUGAAGAGCUUUAGGGUAAAAGGAAAGAAUACAGCUGAGGGCAAGGAUGGAGAGGGAUCCACCACAGAUGUGAUCACAGUGGAAGUUUAUAGCUACAUUAUCCAAAUCAACAGGGAAGGACAAGUUACUGUAAAUGGACACUCUGUCAGAGUUCCCCUGAAGAUUAGAGGCAGGGUGAAAAUUGAAUACUGUGGAAGGAAAACUGUCAAAGUUUCAACUGAUUUUGGAUUGGUUGUCAGGUUUGGCUACGAUGAAAAGGCCUUCAUCAAGGUACCAGCGGUAUACCGUGGCUAUUUACGUGGUAUCUGUGGAAAUUGCAAUGGUGACCAUAGCGAUGAUUACACGCUUAGAAAUGGCACUGAUGUGAGCAAUGUGCAGCCAGAUUAUCUUCGCGACAACCUUCUUGGGCAGAGCUUUGAAGUUGAAGAUUACACAGGAAGCUCCAGAUGCACCUCAAGACCUGUCAGCGACUCGUGCACCGAUAAAAAGAGAGAUAUAUACUCCAAGAAACACUUCUGUGGCUUGAUCAAGAAGUCAUCGGGUCCUUUCAAAGCCUGUAUUAAGAGUGGUAAAAUUGAUGUAGAAGGUCUUUAUCAGGCCUGUUUACAAGAUGCCUGUUCGAAGUAUCCUUCCCAUAAAGUUGCCAAGAAGGCUGCAUGUGCUGUCUUAGAAGAUAUGGUCUUGCGGUGCGAUAAUGCAGGCUACCCUAUCAAAAAAUGGAGAAAAAAAUGCAAAUGCACAAUAUCAUGCGGUGACAAACAGUACUAUUAUGAAUCUGCCCCUGCUCGUGCUAUCCAAUGUGGUGCCUCCGAAGUUCCCGAAGAUCGUCUGCACUCUGCAGGCUGCUACUGUAAGCCUGGCUAUGUAUUUUAUGGAGACAAAUGUGUCAAGCAGAAGAAGUGUCCUUAUGUUUGCAGAGACAGAUAUGGUAACAUGCAUAACGAUGGUGAUUCCUGGUCUGACCAAAAUUGCACUUUGAGGUUUACAUGUGGAAAGCUCAAGGAUAAACCAUGGAUUUUUAAGAAGAAUAUCAGUUGCAGCCAUGAGUUUGAAGUUUGCAGUGAGGUGGAUGGCGUAAGAGACUGUCGCUGCCAACCUGGAAAGAUAUGCAAACCAAUUUCAGCAACCUUUACUGUUCCCGAGACGCCUUGCCUGUGCAAUCAAACGAAUCCCGAGGUCUCCAAUCUCACUGUAACCUACAGCACAGGAACACCAAAGAGUUUGAAGAGUGCUUUACAAGUCAUCAGUCAAAUUAAGCAGAAAUGGUCUAAGCUUUGCAAACCGGUGUCAAAGGGUGAAAGCAAGUAUUCCAAGCCUUCCAAGGACUGGUAUGAUGUUAGUCAGUAUGGGCAAUAUAUAAAAGGUCCAAAAGCAUCAAAGUCUUCAAGGUACUAUGCCCCACGCCGCAGCAUGUCAUCGAAGAAAUCACCCCUUGAUGAUAGGGAUAUGGAUUGCAAGUGUUCUGGUGGCUCCAAGACAAGUGCCUAUAGCAGGUUCUGGUACUUGCAUACUGGGUCUUCAAACCCUUGGUAUAGAAAGUACAAACCAGCAGCUUAAUCUGGAAGUAAAAAGAAAAAACAGCCAUAAGUCCAUGCAUUAAAAUCAUGUUGAAGUCUCUUUUUGGAAAUUAGAAAAAUGACAAUUGCAAUUAUCAGAGAAGGCGCAAUUAACUUUGAGUGUGCAUUUUUUAUGAACUGAUACUUCCAUGUGAACAAAAACUCUGAAAAGAUUUCCACAUUUUGUAUUUUUGGCAAUAAUGAGAAAUAAAUGAACAUUCAUUGAUUAA
Molecule: messenger RNA, 13395 nt
Organism: Lingula anatina
Lineage: Eukaryota; Metazoa; Brachiopoda; Lingulata; Lingulida; Lingulidae
Molecular function (GO): calcium ion binding
Source: RefSeq, a predicted model, not a curated record